UAUCCAAUGUAUCUCCCACACCCCGCGCUUUCCUAGAACAACACUCACCGGUGUCGACAACUGAAAACAACGUUACCGAACAUAGCACUAGACACGUAGUAGUAACCACCGUGUCCGUGUCCCACACCCUUGUACCUUCUUCAACUCUUCCCUCUCCAUCAAACACUUUCUCUCCUCUCCAUUCUCAAUCUCCCAAAUCUCUCUCUCAUGGCAUCAGUUUCGCGUGUUGCGCACUGCAACCUCCGGCAGGCAAAACCCGCGGCGGCUCGACCGAGAAACCAGCCCGGUCCGGUUCAGCUCUCGAUCCCCCGGGCCAAACCGGUGGAAUCCGAUCAAACCGGAAACUCAAACAUCGUCCUGCAACCGCGCCUCUGCACUCUCAGAUCCUACGGUCCCGAUCGAGUCAUCAACAAGAACGCCAUCAACCUCGCCGAUGACGUGUCACCGUUCUUCGCCACGCUCUCCGACUACAUCGAAAGCUCCAAGAAGAGCCAGGAUUUCGAAAUCAUCUCCGGUCGACUCGCCAUGAUGGUGUUUGCGGCGACGGUGACGGUGGAGAUCGUGACGGGGAGCUCGGUGUUUAGGAAGAUGGACGUGGCGGGGAUUGCGGAGGCCGGUGGGGUGUGUUUGGCUGCGGUGACUCUGGCGGCGGUUUUUGCUUGGUUUUCGAGUGCCCGAAACAGAGUUGGUAGCAUCUUCAAUUUGAGCUACAAUGCCUUCAUUGAUUCCCUCAUUGACCAAAUCGUUGAUGGUUUGUUCUAUGAAAGUGAACCUAGUGAUUGGUCUGAUGAACUCUGAAGUGAAGCCAAUGCCAUUGCUAAUGUUCGGAAAUCUUUCUAUAAUUGAUUUUAAAGUCGUGAUCAACUAUGUGGAAGGUUAUGUGUGUAGCUUCCGACUCGAGAUUCGAGAUUCUGAGGAAAUAGAAGCUGAUCUAGAUAUGCUAUAUGUAUUAGAAGAAAAUUAGAUACACUUAGGGGGGAUGUGAGUGAAGUGAAAAGUCUAUUGUAUAUGGAAGUUGAAUAUUUGAGAGUUGAAACAAACUUGGGUCAUCCAUUUGUAUGAACAAGAAGAAGAUCCAAUGUUGUAAUUUUUAUAUAAGACAUUGUAUUGUAUGUCAUGGCUUAAAGCAGUUUAAUAUUUAAUGUUGAA
Messenger RNA from Lotus japonicus, 1149 nucleotides. Its product is annotated as stress enhanced protein 2, chloroplastic. The coding region runs from base 208 to 798 and encodes 196 amino acids. The transcript is spliced from 2 exons. The record is from RefSeq and is a predicted model, not a curated record. Lineage: Eukaryota; Viridiplantae; Streptophyta; Magnoliopsida; Fabales; Fabaceae. Gene Ontology annotation, biological process: cellular response to high light intensity.